Molecule: messenger RNA, 2001 nt
Organism: Bicyclus anynana (squinting bush brown)
Lineage: Eukaryota; Metazoa; Arthropoda; Insecta; Lepidoptera; Nymphalidae
Product: UDP-glycosyltransferase UGT5-like
Exons: 4
Coding region: 1-1566 (521 amino acids)
Molecular function (GO): UDP-glycosyltransferase activity
Source: RefSeq, a predicted model, not a curated record
AUGUCUCUAUGUGUACAUAUCUCACUGACGCUAUUUUUAGCCAGUUUAAAUUUUUAUGUAGUGAGUUCUGCGAAAAUAUUAGCAGUGUAUCCAACUCCUUCGAUCAGUCAUCAAAUUGUGUUUCGGAUUUUAACACUGGAACUAGUUAAAAAGGGACAUGAAGUCACAGUUAUUACUCCUGAUCCUGUUUAUCCGAAAGGACAUGGACCACCCAAUUUAAUAGAAAUAGAUGUCCGUAAAUUAUCCUACAAAAUAUGGACAGACGUUUGGAUGAGCGACAAAUCUAUAUCUGAAGCUGACUAUUACUCCCAAAUAUAUUUUAUUUUAAGGUCAAUGUCAAAAAUUACUGUAACUCAAAUAGUGUCAAGCAAAGAAAUUCAAGCAUUAAUUAAAAAUAACAAAACUGAUUAUGAUCUGUUACUUAUAGAAGCUUUCGUGAGGCCCGUAUUAAUUUACUCGCAUAUUUUCAAAGUUCCAGUGAUUCAAAUCAGUUCAUUUGGCGGAUUGUCAUAUAAUUUUAAAGCUUUUGGUGUCCCUACACAUCCUUUCUUGUACCCAGCAAUACCCACGCAAAGACUAUACAAUUUAUCAAAUUACGAAAAACUACAAGAAUUAUAUUAUCAAUGGCAGAUGGAGAAUACUUUUAAAGAAAUUGAAGAAGAGGACAAUAGAAGUUUACAACAAGUAUUUGGGACCGAUAUACCAUCCAUAAGAGAGUUGUAUAAUAACGUUGACUUAUUGUUUUUGAAUAUCCAUCGAAUUUGGAUGGACAACCAACCAUUUCCACCGAAUGUUAUACAUAUUGGAGGAAUACACACUAAUCCAAAAACGAAGGGCUUACCAAAGGAUUUGGACUUGCUUAUGAAUAACACCAAAAAUGGCGUAAUUUAUUUCAGUCUUGGAACAAAUGUCAACACUACAAAUUUGCCAUUUGACAAAAUUCAGGUGAUUACGAAAGUUUUCUCCCAGCUUCCUUAUGAUAUAAUUUGGAAGUGCAAUCAAGAUUCUAUACCUGGAAAGACAGAAAAUGUCAAACUUUACAAAUGGGUUCCACAACCAGACCUCUUAAGGCAUCCAAAAAUCAAACUAUUUAUUACCCAAGGCGGACUCCAAUCAACAGAUGAAGCUAUUGAAGCCGGAGUGCCAGUUAUAGGUAUACCUAUGAUUGCAGACCAAUGGUACAACGUUGAAAAAUAUCAACAACUUAAAAUUGGAAUUAAACUUGAUCUAAAAGAUUUGACUGAAGAAACGUUCAGAGACGCCAUUGAAACCGUUAUUUCAGAUAACAGCUAUCGAAGUAACAUAAAGAGAAUACGCACAAUUAUGAAUGAUAACCCUCAAACGCCUCUAGAACGAGCAGUGUGGUGGGUAGAAUACGUCCUGCGACACAAAGGAGCGAAACAUCUACGUGCAGCUGGCGCCAACGUCUCCUGGACGCAAUACUUGGAGUUAGAAUUAGUUGCGAUUGUAGUUUUAUUCUUGCUAUCUAUUUUAAUAAUAUUUUUUGUUGCAAUGUAUUAUGUGAAGAAAUCAUUGAAAGCAAACCCCAAAGUUAAAACAUCUUAGUUAUAUUAAGACCUUUUCAGUGAGUCAUUAUUUAAACCCCCAAAAAAUCCACCAAAAACAGCCAGUAUUACUCAUGAAGUAAAUUAAUAUUUUUGUUAUUCUGUUAAUUAUUUAUAAUUAAAUGAUUUUUUAUUAUAUUUUAUCUCAGUCUUUUUUUCAUAAAAUGUUGAGCACUUUUCUGACAUCUUUGCUAAGAUUUAAAAAAUUACCGUCCGUUUUUAGACGGAUGAUAAAGGUUUCCUAUAAAAUUACGACACAUUUUCGUAAUGAACGUAAUGAAUCAUUACUAUAUUGAAAUUAAUGAAAUAAGAAAUACUUUACGAGCAAAUGUUUUAUUAAUAACAAUAUCAAUUUUAGACUGGUUAACUUUCAGUUUUAUUGACAGUUGCAUAAUCUAGAUGUUCUGGAUAACAGAAAUAUAAUAAAAUGCACGAC